CGGUUAUUUAAUUUGAAAUUUUAAAUCAGUUGGAGUGAUGAGAACGAGAGCUAGAGCACAACCCGGAGCGCAGAACAAGAGUUUUCAAGACCAAAGCGAUUUAAAGACUCACACAUUUCACCAGACCUGCUUGAAGAGAAAGGGGACAGGAAUGGAGGACAUUGGAGACUUGGACUUGGUGCAGCUGGUUGAUGGCCUGGAUCCUGAGGAGCUCAUUUCACAGCUGGAGGAAAUGUGGGAUGAAGAACCAUUUCCAGAGGUGGAGUUUGAGGAGCCUGACCUGGAAGUGGUCUCACCUCUGAGCCUUCCAUCACCACCUCCGGCAGAAAGAGCAACAUCAGUGCUCCCUUCACCAUCUCCAUCCCUUCCUUCAGCAUCUCCAACCUUGCCAGUGAUGUUGACCCCUGCACUGGCUCCAGCUGCCCAUCUGACAGUGCUACCGUCACCAUCUCCUGCACGGCCUCCCUCCCACCAUCAGCCCGACGCUGCUUUCUCCAGCAACCACUGCUGCGUGAGCCACAAUGCUCAGUGGAGCCCUUGCUUCUACUUUGGCCCCAUGCCCUACUAUUCUGCAGCACAGUGGCCGCCGCAGCUCUACAUCCCAAACGUGACCUUGAACCACCACGGCCAUCAGACGACCCUUGUGCAACCUGUGGGAUAUUUUGUGCCAGUAAACCUGCUGCCCCAGUGUCACAACCUCUUUCGCUGACGUCACCGCCACAGCCUGCACCUCCUGCACUUGAACUGCACAGCCAGCUUCGACCACUGGACUCCUGGACCUCACCAGCCACUCGUCUGGGAUCUCCACCACAGCACUGCUUCAACCACGUCACACCCAGUUGAUAGGGAGCCAGAGCUUCGUGCCAACUGGAUGUCUGUGCUGCUGAGAAGAAGAUGGGCGGCUGGAGACAUGCUGAGGAGCCAGUAAACCUGCAGCCCCAGUUGAUAGGGAGCCAGAGCUUCGUGCCAACAGGAGGUCUGUUCUGCUGAGACGAAGAUGGGCGGCUGGAGACAUGCUGAGAAAGGUGCCAGCGGGCCGAGAAGAUGCAGCAGAAAAGGGAUCAGGACGCAGGAAGAUCUUCAGCCGCCUAUUCUUCAUCAACAGCAUUAUCAUGAGGAAUGAUGUAAAUGUGAG
Molecule: messenger RNA, 1135 nt
Organism: Synchiropus splendidus (mandarinfish)
Lineage: Eukaryota; Metazoa; Chordata; Actinopteri; Syngnathiformes; Callionymidae
Exons: 6
Coding region: 38-709 (223 amino acids)
Source: RefSeq, a predicted model, not a curated record